Molecule: messenger RNA, 392 nt
Organism: Misgurnus anguillicaudatus (oriental weatherfish)
Lineage: Eukaryota; Metazoa; Chordata; Actinopteri; Cypriniformes; Cobitidae
Gene: polr2k
Product: RNA polymerase II, I and III subunit K
Biological process (GO): DNA-templated transcription
Cellular component (GO): RNA polymerase I complex; RNA polymerase II, core complex; RNA polymerase III complex
Molecular function (GO): zinc ion binding; DNA binding
Source: RefSeq, a predicted model, not a curated record
AACCAAUAGCAGUGCUUGGUAUUGGGAUGUCGUGCUGUAAGUAGUGCGCAUGCGCAGAUCUGUAUUGCGUUUAGGAAGACCGCAAGCGUGUGAGGGGCAAUGGAUCCUCAAAAAGAUGUUCAGCCUCCCAAACAGCAGCCGAUGAUCUACAUUUGUGGAGAGUGUCACACAGAAAAUGAGAUUAAGGCGAGAGACCCCAUUAGAUGCAGAGAAUGUGGAUACAGGAUUAUGUAUAAGAAAAGGACCAAAAGAUUGGUCGUAUUUGACGCCAGAUGAACUUCACUUUUGUUUGUUUUUCUGUUCUAAUAUGCUUUUUUAAAAGUGUCUAAAUGUAAAUACAUGUAUACGAUUGAGUUCAACACGAGAGUUCAAUACAGUUUGCUAUAAAAACA